Messenger RNA from Coregonus sp. 'balchen', 5929 nucleotides. The record is from the annotation of a GenBank genome assembly. Lineage: Eukaryota; Metazoa; Chordata; Actinopteri; Salmoniformes; Salmonidae.
AUGGGAGACCAGAUGCGCUUUGCCAUCAGUGCCCGGAUUAUUGGGGUGAUGCAUAAAGAGGCAUCAAAAAUCAAGGUAAACCACUAUAGAAAUGAAUUGUGUAAUGUGUGUGUGUUUGUGUGUGUUAUUCCAUUUUUGUGAAUAUAAAGUUAUAAAUGUUUCCUUUUUACAUUCUUAUAAAUUAAUGUAAUUUUAAAAAAUUCUACAGAUGUUUAUGACCUCCAUAGUGUGGUCUGAUGAGAGUGAAGUCAUUGUCUACAGAUCAUUCCUGGAUUUUAAGGAGUUUCACGUAAGUUUAAAACUUAAGCUGUACAUCAAUAAUGAAAAAAAAAAAGUUAUUGAUACAUCUUUAUCAGAGGAUGUGUUGACAAUUUGUAAUUCAAAACUACUAUCCCUCCUCUUAUUUCAACAGAGGCAAUUGAAGAAGAGGUUUCCCCUAGAGAAUCCUUUCCGCAAGAGAGACAGAGUGAUUCCCAAAUUCAGAGGUAAGUCAACAACCUCAGAAAAGUCUGAUAUUUGCCUCACAAUCAACCCCCAAGCUAUUUCAACUUUCCUUCAUCACUGUCCUAUCUCACCUCCUCAUCAGGUUCAUGUUGUUCUUCUUCCUACCUUAAUGAAAAAGUGAAAACAUUUUCCAUUCUUUCUCUUCACUAAAUAUGGAAUACAUUUUCCUUUCUUUCACUGCAAAUACUGAGUGCGGAGCGGACCUUUUUCAUUUUCCUCUUCUGUCUACCUCAGCCAUAACUAUGAGGAGAAAGAUCCAGGAGAAGGGUCCUAGUUGGUCGAUGCGUCGGAUGAAUUUACUGGAAAACUACUGCAGCGAGCUCCUCAGGUGUGACCCCGCGGUGAGCCGCAGUUCAGAGGUCACCCAGUUCUUCAUGCCCAAAGACCACGACCUGCAGGCAGACUUCACCAAAAACAGGUAAACACUUACAAACAUCCCUCCUUUUAUGUGGGCAUUUCAGCCUUUUUUUUUUUUAAAGUCAUUUUUGAUUGUUUCAGCCUUCUUAUUUCACUACACUUAUUAUUAAAUCGUACUGAAUGAGAGCGUCUACUCUAUUUACUAAAUGACAACAAUAUUUUAUGCGCCUAGCACUCAGGCCUUCUCAUGAAAAUACUUUCAAACUUGCAACUUGGAACUUGCAAGGUUGCCUCUGUUCCUCUGCCUAAAGAAACGCCCAGCAGACAGGGAUGGGCAAAAAUUACAAAAUACAACUACAAAAUACCAUAAAGAUCAAUGUAUAAAAAUAAAUUUUAUUUUGAAAUGUAUUUAAUCAAAAUACAUGUAUUUUAAAAUACAGAAAUACAUUUGCAAGUUGCCUGCUGAACAGCAACAACAUUCUCAGUAAUGGUUACAUUUUGAAAAUACAAAUUACAGCUCUCUAAAGUAUCUUGUUACAAAAUACAUUGGAGUGUAGUUCAGCCCAGUGUAAUACAAAUUAGAAAAUACUCAAAAGUAAUUGAAAUACAUAUUUCAAAUACAUGUAACAGAAAUACUGCCCAUCUCUGCCAGCAGGUAAAACGUUAACGAUGUCUGUUUGUCUCCUCUCCUCUCCACAGCAUCAUGAUCCUGCCAUCGGAGGAUGGGGUGGGGGACAUGAGCGGGCAGCGUCUGAGCCUGGGCAAUGUGACACACCCCUUUGUGAGCCAGUCUUACCGCUGUGUGGGGCCCUACAACACCAAGGAUACUAAGAACAGGCCCUUUAAAGUGGCCUUGGAUGAGAGGCUGGAUGUGCUCAUCAAAGACCCAGCAGGUUAUAGUCCUCUUUGAUCUAGAUUACAAUUUUAACAUAGGUUAGCCCACAUUUAAUUUCUCCCUCCACUGUUAACCUGGGAUAGGCUCCACUUUCAAGCGUUGUGUGGAGAAGCAUGGAAAUCAAGACUAGUCUAAUUAAGAUACAUUUAUAGGAUAAUAGAUACAUGCAUCCUCGUCUUACACUUCCUCUGUCUCGGUCUGUGUGUGUUCAUUCAGGCUGGUGGCUGGUGGAGAACGAGGAUAAACAGUUGGCCUGGUUCCCUGCUCCCUACCUGGAGAUGUGUGAGGCAGAGGAGGAUGAAGAUGGAUUGGAUGGUGGUAAGAUACUUUUUACUGUAUAUUUAUGCAUAUCCUGUCCACAGUACAAACUUAAUCAUAGUAAAUGUUGUGAAAGUUUGUUUAAUAUACUAAGCCUACUAUGGAUUGCAGUUAGUGCAUGGAUAAACCAUUCCAAACAUUCAGUUUUGUGGUUAGAAAAUUCCACAGCCAGCCAAACACUAGGGGGAAGUCCUAAACUAGAUAAAUAACCCUCAUCCCAACAUAGUAGAGAAUGACCAAUGAUGUAUAUAAACCCUGGAUUGCAGAUGCUAUGUAUUGGCCAUUGAGAGGUUUUGAAGCCACCGGACGGCCAUAUUGGCACUCCCCAGUAAGAGCAGUCCUCCACAGAAUACAACAGUAUGAGUCAUAAUACCCAUAAAACCUAGUGUUCAAAUAGGGAAAUGGUUCCAAUCGUUUUUCCACCAUUAAUUCUUCCCAUAGGGGAUUUUAGAAACACUUAAAAUAAGGGCUGUGUUUCGUGUAGGCUUACCCCGGCAUGACAUUUUGAUAACCGUGUAAAUAUCUCUAGGACGAGGUGCCUUUUAUCAAUAUAUUCGCCUGUAUUUACCCCCCAAAAAUGAAAUGCUAAUUAGCUGCUAAUGUGGCUAUCAUACAGAACUACAAAUGCCAUUAUGAUCUGGAUGAGACUGCCGAAUCGAGGCAAAGGUAAGAAUCUCUGGAUUAACUAUCGAAAGUUAACUAAAUGUACUGUAUACUGAACAAAAAUGUAAACGCAACAUGCAAUAAUUUCAAAUAUGUUUUUACUAAGUUACAGUUCAUAUGAGGAAAUCAGUCAAUUGAAAUAAAUUCAUUAGGCACAAAUCUAUAGAUUUCACAUGACUGGGAAUACAGAUAUGCAUCUAUUGGUCACAGAUACAGGACCUUAAGAAAAAAAUUGGCCGCACAAUGGGCCUCAGGAUCUCAUCAAUGGUAUUUUUGUGCAUUCAAAUUGCCAAUCGCUAAAAUGCAAUUGUGUUUGUUGUCCGUAGUUUAUGCCUGCCUAUACCAUAACCCCACCGCCACCAUGGGGCACUCUGUUCACAACAUCGACAUCAGCAAACCGCUCGCCCACACAAUGCAUCACAAAUGGUCUGCGGUUGUGAGGCUGGUUGGACGUACUGCCAAAUUCUCUAAAAUGACUAUGGUAGAGAAAUUACCAUUACAUUCUCUGGCAACAUUUGACAUUUACAUUUUAGUCAUUUAGCAGACGCCCUCAUCCAGAGCGACUUACAGUAAUGAGUGCAUACAUUUUCAAACAGCUCUGGUGGAUCAGCAUGCCAAUUGCAUGCUCCCUCAACUUGAGACAUCUGUGGCAUUGUUUUGUGUAACAAAACAGCACAUAUUAGAUUGGCUUGUUAUUGUCCCCAUCACAAGGUGCACCUGUGUAAUGAUCAUGCUGUUUAGUCAGCUUCUUGAUAUGCAACACCUGUCAGGUGGAUGAAUUAUCUUGGCAAAGGAUAAAUACUCACUAACAGGGAUGUAAACACUGUGGUCCUCUGUAGCUCAAUUGGUAGAGCAUGGCGCUUGUAACGCCAGGGUAGUGGGUUCGAUCCCCGGGACCACCCAUACGUAAAAAUGUAUGCACGCAUGACUGUAAGUCGCUUUGGAUAAAAGCGUCUGAUAAAUGGCAUAUUAUAUAUUAUAUUAUAAACACAUUUGUGCACAACAUUUUAGUGAAAUAAUAUUUUAGUCAGUAUGGAAAACGUACCUGUUAGCAAAGGUGUCAGCUAGAGAUGACGUGCAGGAGCUUGCAGGGAUUUGUUGUUUUGCAUGAUGUCUACUUUGAUGCUAAUUAGCAUUUUCAAAUCUGAGCGUAAAUAUAGUAGAAUAUAUUGAUUAAAGUCACCUUGUCCGAGAGAGAUUGACACGGUUAUCAAAAUGUCAUGCCAGGGUAAGCCUACACGGAACACAGCCCCUAUGGGAAAAAUGAAUGGUGGGAAAACGAUUGGAACCAUUUACCUGUUUGACCACUAGGUUUUAUGGGUAUUAUGACUCCUCCACUAUGAGGCUCUAUACGAAUGAAUGGAAUUCUACAGUAUUUCAAUUAAAAUUGCAUGUAUUUAAGUAUAUCUUUUUUGUUGUAGUGGGGACAGUAAUAUUAGUAAUCUAAAAAACAUUAUACUUUAAAAAAAUUAUAUUUAUAUCUUUUUUAUUUUACAUAUUUAUGUUUAGCUCACAUAAUAUAAUGUAAAAGCAUGCAUUAAGGUGACUGUAAUAUAAUAAAUGUAGACAUUAAUAAAUGCAUUUCUAUAGCUUCCAAAAUAUUCUCUACAAUGAUGCAGGCACGGUGGCUUCAACACAGCGCCCCCAAUCAGUCAUGGAGUGUAUAUAAAUCAUCAACAAUGACAGACUGAGAUUGCAUUCCAGAUUACAAGAUUGCAUUAUAAGAUUUUCUGUCAUGGUUUUGAGAUUUCUCAAGAUCCACUAUCAAUAAAUGCCCUGAAGGCUUGCUGUAGAUGAUGUUGUAGAAAGGAAGCUCUGUUGUUUUAACCUGCUUCCUGGUUUGUCCAUCAGGAACUCUCUACUGCGCUGUGAGGAGUUACUCCACUAAGAUGCAUGACGAGGUGCCUGUUCCUAUUGGCUCUGUGGUUGAGGUGCUGAGGAAAUCAGACGACGGAUGGUGGCUCAUCAGGUAUGUCAACAUGUAACCUGACUAUCUGUCUGCCUGUCUGCCUCUCAGAAUGUUACACAGACAAAGCAACCAACACUGUGUUUCAUUGUCUUGUCUGUAAUACAAGACAAUGCAACCAAUGUACAACCUCUCAUUGUCUUAGUUGAGAUAGUGUGACAGCAGGUAUCUGGGAGGAACUGUUGAAUGCAUUGUCGCUCCAAACGUGAUUAUGGCCACCAAAAGUGAAUUCCUGAAAUUAAACGACAUAAGUAGUGGAAUCCUGUGGUUUUCUUGCAGAGGUAUUUGGUAACUAAUAACAGUAAGGAGCGGAGGGAUGACAUAACACCUGUUGGUGGUUCCCUUUGACAAAUGAUGAUUGAUUGUGACAAACAGCGCCACUUCAGCGUUCUGUUAAGCAAAGACAUGAGGGUCAUGACCAGAAGAUGUCCUAUAAUAAAAAACAAACUCUUUGAACCCUGAGUGACGCAACUCUUUUCCCCUCCAGGUAUAAUGGCAGAGUGGGCUACGCUCCCUCCAUGUACCUGCAGCCUUACAACAACCCACGUGCUGGCCUCCACACCCUGCAGAGGAAGCUGCACAGCUCCUCUCUCAAUCUGGCAACCCACAUGAACAGCUCUACUCUCAAUCUGGCAUUCAGCAGAGACAGCCAAUCUCGCAACUGUUACCCACCCACCCUGUAUGAGGAGACAGGGCUGCAGCAGCACAUGUCAACCCAGCCCAGGGAUGAACGGUACCGGACCUCCCGUCUCCAGAAGACCUGCUCUCUGGAGCUCCUGUCUGAGACUCGUCCCGACAUGGCCGUCCCUCCAUCCCAAAGAGAGAGAGAAGACCUGGAGUCAAAUCCGGAUCCAGCAAACCGUAAGAGCAGCAUCAGCUGUGCCGAGUCCUCUGACUCUGACUUCAGUUCGUCAGGCCGGAAUGUUAGGGCGUCUUCUUCCAGCUGCAGUGAGGAGGAGCCCCAGAGCCCCCCAAACAGCCCCAGGUCCUCACCCCAGCCAGGGGAGAGCGAAAGUGGCAGCAGCAUCCCAGAUAAGAGCCUCUCCUCCAGCCCCAGCUCCAGGUCUGAGACUGGAUCCUGUAAGAUGCCCACCGCUGCCCCCAGGGUGCCCCCGCGACCCAGAGCCCAGGAGAUCCUGACCCGGUGUACCACCAUGACACGCAAGGCUGCCCUGGCCUCCAGGGGGAGGCUGUUCUCCCUGCAGGACACUGUCCAGACCCACUAG